Messenger RNA from Ruditapes philippinarum (Manila clam), 1663 nucleotides. RefSeq names its product ficolin-1-like. The coding region runs from base 124 to 1356 and encodes 410 amino acids. Lineage: Eukaryota; Metazoa; Mollusca; Bivalvia; Venerida; Veneridae. The transcript has a single exon. The record is from RefSeq and is a predicted model, not a curated record.
UAGCUAACAAAUCAUAACUUUUGUUAAGAAAGGAACUGGCAAUUUGAUGUUAAUAUAAAAAAUAAUUAUUCAGGCAGUAGGAUUUAUAUACCUUAAACAUUAAAUAAGUAAAUAAGCACCUUCAUGCCAAAAAUGAAAGUCGCAUUUAUCAUCCUGCUGAUAGUCGGAAUAUUUUACUGUUCUGCUAAUGACUUGAGACUUGUGAAGGAAAGAGUACGAUAUUUAGAGAACAGAGUUAAUUCAGAAUCAAAAUUCAGACAUGAUGAUUACUCCGAAAUAAUCUACAGAUUGGAAGAGAUAGAUAAAGUAUUGAAUACAUCGCUUGAUAGCAGAGUAAGCCGCUUCAAUGAAGUGCCAAAAGAAACAAGCUCUAGAGCUAUUGAACAUCUAAAAGCAGACUUCACACGAAUUAGAAAAGCAUUUGGCGAGGAGAAGACCGAAACGGCAAGGAUUCGGAGGGAAAUUCCUAGCUUAGGAAAUGAUCUUAAAGCAGUUCAAGAGGAAGUAGACAACUAUUGUAAAAUAAGUUUAAACAAGACAGACAAGGUUAUUUCGAGAUUAGAAACAAACACAUUGAUGAUAUCAAAAGUCAGUGCAAAACAGAUUGCCGAUGACAUUGAAAACAAAACUGUCUUAAGCAAUAAAAGAGUUGAUGCUAUAGCAGCAAAUGUGGAAAUAAAUAAAAUAAAUAUAGAACGUGUAUACUCGCUGGUAACAGUAUUAUCAACUAACAUUAAAACUUUAUUAAGACAAAAUUCAAUGUCUUGUAUUGAACUACUCAGUAACGGGAUCACAAAAAGUGGUACAUAUCAACUACGGAACGGACUUGUGGUUUACUGUGACCAGAUUACAGAUGGUGGUGGUUGGACAGUAUUUCAGAGAAGACUCAAUGGACAAGUAGAUUUCUAUCGUAACUUGGCUCACUAUAAAAAUGGAUUUGGCGAUCUUAAUAGUGAGUUCUGGCUCGGUAAUGAACAUUUAAGUUCACUAACAGCAGGUGGAGAACAUGAACUUAGAAUAGAGUUGGAAGAUUUUGAUGGAAACAGUGUAUAUGCCAAGUAUAGCAAGUUCAAAAUUUAUCCAGAAGAAGACAACUACAAACUGAAGGUGAGUGGAUAUAGUGGAACUGCCGGGGAUGCCCUAGAUUAUCAUAAUGAUAUGAUGUUCACGACGUUUGACAGAGACAAUGAUAAACAUACAAUAACUUGUGCUGUUGAGUAUCAUGGUGCUUGGUGGUAUAAAAGAUGCUUCUAUUCAAAUCUCAACGGACAGUAUUCCGAAAAAAGUCAAAAAGGAAUUAGGUGGAACAAGUGGAAAGUCUCAAGUUUAAAGAAAGUAGAAAUGAAAUUCCGUUAGCACUUCUAGAAAAUCUACAAGCAAUGCUACUGCAUUCAUCUAUGUUUCUCCAGAUUGUUGUCAGAAUUAUUUCCUUGGAUUCUCUUGAUCAUCAUAAUAAUAGAAUGAUGUUUUCAACGUUUGACAAUUACAUUAUUGUUAUUAUCAUCAUUAUUAUUAUUAUUAUCAUUAUUGUUAAUCUAUGUUAAAAUCCAUUAUAUAAAUAUGAAAGCGACGUAUGUUUAUUUUCAUAUUGAAAAGGUUCUUUAUAAAUGUUUCUUACCAAUGAAAGAAUGUAUAUAUGCAAGCUCGAUAAAUAGAUCAGCGU